AUGGACAUUGUUAGCUCAAUAACCCCACCCUCUUCCAAGGGGCAUCGCUUUAUUUUAGCGAUAACUGAUUACUUCUCUAAAUGGGCAGAAACAAUCCCGUUGAGAGAAGUUAAAAUGAGUGAUGUUGUUAAGUUUUUAAAACAUCACAUCAUAUACAGAUACGGCAUUCCGAGACAUAUCGUCCAUGACAACGCGCCCCAGUUCGUUAGCCAAGCCUUCACCCGAUUUUAUGAUAAAUUCAAGAUCAAAAAUUUGGCUUCAACAGCUUAUAACCCUGCUGCUAAUGGGCAAGCAGAAGCAUUCAACAAGACCAUCAUUAGAAUUCUCACUAAGGUGGUUUCGACAAAUAAAAGAGACAGGAAUGAGAAGUUAGGUCAAAGUUUGUGGGCUUAUCGCACAACGGUUCGCACGCCAACAGGAGUGAUACCAUAUUCCUUAGUAUAUGGAUGUGAAACCGUAUUACCAUCGAAAAUUCAAAUUCCAUCUCUGCGAAUAGCACUUGCAACUGCCAUGACAAAGGAAGAAAGUCAUCACCGACGUCUUGAAGAACUGGAAGCGCUAGAUGAAAAGUGA
Asparagus officinalis (garden asparagus) is the source of this 573-nucleotide messenger RNA. RefSeq lists its product as uncharacterized. The coding region runs from base 1 to 573 and encodes 190 amino acids. The transcript has a single exon. Gene Ontology annotation, biological process: DNA integration. The record is from RefSeq and is a predicted model, not a curated record. Lineage: Eukaryota; Viridiplantae; Streptophyta; Magnoliopsida; Asparagales; Asparagaceae. Gene Ontology annotation, molecular function: nucleic acid binding.